AUGAGGAAUCGAAAAGGGAGCACUCCUCAGAAAGGAAGACUGGACGAGGAACCAAAAAGACCACUGCCGUCUAGAAAAGAAGAUUCCUGGUCGAAUGAACAGGAUUUCGAUUUGACUAUGAUGCUGGCACUUAGCGCAUUCCGCAUGUUCAGUGGAUUUUUCGGAGUAAUCAAUGACUGCGAUGAGGUUUACAACUACUGGGAACCGCUACACUUAUUUCUUUACGGAGAAGGAUUCCAAACUUGGGAAUACUCCCCGAUUUACGCAAUUAGAUCCUACUUUUACAUUGGUCUUCACUACAUUCCCGCUUGGUUUGUCUCCUUCCGGCCCAAAGUUGAAGUUUUCAUAUUCAUUCGGUGCAUUUUGAGUCUCCUCUGUGCGUGCGGAGAAUACUAUGCGUACCGCGCGAUAUGUAGAAACAUCAACGCCAGAACUGGUCGAUUCUUCUAUUUCUUCUCGGUUUUCUCUCCCGGAGUGUUCCUGGCAAGUGCUACUUUUUUGCCGUCGUCUUUUUGCAUGUCGCUUUCAUACUACAUCAUCGCAUCAUUUGUCUCCAGACGCUGGACUUUGGGUAUUUUCUGCGUAGCGUUUUCUGCUUUGGUUGGAUGGCCGUUCUCUGCAGUUAUUGGAUUACCGUUUGUUGUGCACAUGCUCUUCGUGGAAGAUUUGAAAUCAGAGUUUGUUCUCGCAUCUUUGGGAUCAGGAUUGGGUAUCGGAGUUGUCCAGUUCCUGACUGAUACUCACUAUUUCGGAAAACCCGUGGUGGCGUCCUUGAAUAUAGUUCUUUAUAACGUCUUGAGUGGGCCAGGACCUUCUCUAUACGGAGAGGAACCUAUCACUUUCUACAUCAAAAAUCUUUUCCUCAACUGGAACAUCGCUGUUUUCAUUAUCUUAUUGGGAUGUCCUUUAACUCUCUGGAGGUUCUGGGCGUCGAGGAGAGCAGGUGGCUUGGGUGCAUUUUACCGAAGGAACUCUUCAGUCGUGCUGUUCGCAAUUACUGCUGCCUUAUGGAUGUUGAUUUUCGGGUCACAAGCACACAAGGAAGAGCGAUUCCUAUUCCCGAUCUAUCCAUUCAUUGCUCUUCUCGCAGCUGUUGUGUACAACUGCUUUUUCGAAACUAUAAUCGGUCAAUUGGCAGUAAACCAGAGGACAAUAAUCACAGUUAUGAUUCUCUCUUGUUUCGCACUCCUAUCUACUUCUAGAGCGUUUUCCGUUCACCGUAAUUACGCAGCACAAUCGGAAAUUUACGAAGUCUUAGAAAAAGAACUUGGGUCAGGCGUGGAAUACAAUGUUAACUUUCGCUUUGGCAUGGAGGAAAAUGGUGUCAACAAAGACGAACGUAUCAAUCCGGGCUCGAACGACGUUCAAAUUUGCGUCGGCAAAGAGUGGCACCGGUUCCCAUCGUCCUUCUUCGUUCCCAAUUACGAUAGAAAUGGAAGAAAAGUCAGGAUGCAGUUUGUGAAAAGUGAAUUCACCGGACUUCUUCCGAAACCAUUCAAAGCGACCAUGAAUUUGAUCGAUUCCACUCGCCACGAACCUUCUGAUAUGAAUAAUAUGAACAAAGAAGAAACGUCUCGAUACGUUAGUUUAGAUUCGUGCGAUUACUUCGUCGACUUGGAUAUGCCUGCCACUGAAUUGGAACCGAAUUUAGGAGAGAAGCCUACCGAAUGGAAGCCAAUUAUCACACGCCCAUUCAUCGAUCUGUCGAAACCAACGAAAUAUUUCGGCUUACUGCGAGCUUUCUAUGUUCCACACUUCUCGGAUAAAGCGAAUUCGAUGACUACAUAUACGGUGUACAAAAAGAUUUCGGAGUAG
This is a messenger RNA of Caenorhabditis briggsae, 1815 nucleotides long. Gene Ontology annotation, biological process: protein N-linked glycosylation. Bases 1 to 1815 code for a protein of 604 amino acids. Gene Ontology annotation, molecular function: alpha-1,2-mannosyltransferase activity. Gene Ontology annotation, cellular component: endoplasmic reticulum membrane. The transcript has 8 exons. The record is from RefSeq and is a predicted model, not a curated record. NCBI's taxonomy places the organism in Eukaryota, Metazoa, Nematoda, Chromadorea, Rhabditida, Rhabditidae.